Molecule: messenger RNA, 1734 nt
Organism: Tachyglossus aculeatus (Australian echidna)
Lineage: Eukaryota; Metazoa; Chordata; Mammalia; Monotremata; Tachyglossidae
Gene: RARRES1
Product: retinoic acid receptor responder 1
Exons: 9
Coding region: 1-924 (307 amino acids)
Molecular function (GO): metalloendopeptidase inhibitor activity
Source: RefSeq, a predicted model, not a curated record
AUGGACAGUUCCUUGCUCACCAAAAAGCACUUUCAAACAGGACACCUGACACUUUUCUUGGUGGCAUCCAAAUCUGAAAAGUAUUUUGUGCUGGCCUUUACUUUAGAUGUCCUCAACUGUGGAGGGAUGAAAUGGCAACUGGUUCCUCUGGACUGGCCGCGGGAGCGCGCGGCGGGCUGGCGGGAGCGCGCGGCGGGCUGGCGGGAGCGCGCGGCGGGGGGCGGGCGCGGGCGGGAGGCGGCCCGCGCCGCCCUGCACUACCUCAACUCCCAAGCCCGCUCCCCCGCCGCCCUGCGGGCCCUCCGGGAACUGCAGAGAGCCGCGCUGUGGGUUAAUCCAGAAAAGGGACAGAGGAUUGAUGUAGUGUUUACCACAAGUAAAUAUGCCUCAGAGGAAAAUGAAUAUGCGGGUACCUGUUUCGCUACAGUAGUCUUCAGGAAUAACAAACCCAGUCCUGCCGUCAACAUCACUUGCACGCCCGUCAUAGGAGAGGAGGAGAGAGAACUGGAGGCCGUCCAGAUGUACAAGCAACUGAAGGAACUGGCCAAACCUACCAAAGGAACCAAAAUACCUGAUAACUAUGGAUUUAUCGAACCUUCUCUGAAGCCCAUGUGGUACUUGGCAGUUGUCGGUGGCUCUUAUGUGAUGUGGCAAAAGACCUCGCUGUCCUUAUAUUAUUAUAUGUUGCAGCUCACAGAUGUGAAGCAGUGGGUAACCGACGACGACGCAAUUCAGUUUGGCUACACUGCCUUACUUCACGAAUUCUCCACACAGGAAAUUAUCCCCUGUCAGAUAAAUCUGAUCUGGUACCCCGGCAAAAUCCUAAAAGUGAAAUACCACUGUCAAAACCACGAGACCCAGUUGGAGUCAUCCGGAAACGAAGGGUCGGCGACGGGGACCGAAGAAGUCUUUAGCAAUUUCUGAGAAGACAAAUAUUCCUCUUCAUUUAGUUCGAAUUCCAGAUAUAGCGACUCUUCUUAAUAGCUUACAACAGUAUCAUGAUAAUUCAGCUACACUUAAUCAAGGCCUAGUGAUUCGGGGGUGGGAGGCUGGCAACUCGGCCACUGAGAAGGAAACACUUGGAAAGAGUGAGCCCGCUGUUGGGUAGGGACCGUCUCCAUAUGUUGCCAACUUGUACUUCCCAAGCGCUUAGUACAGUGCUCUGCACACAGUAAGCGCUCAAUAAAUACGAUUGAAUGAAUGAAUGAAAGAGAAAAGCCAUUUGCUACCUGUAGUCGCAGCGGCCCGAUUCCAGGAAGUCACUGGCGUACCGAACUCGGGAACCACGUGGCCACCGGUAAAUUCGGGCUGGUGGGUUAAAAGCCCUAAAAUGUUGCCAACUUGUAGUUCCCAAGCGCUUAGUACAGUGCUCUGCACACAGUAAGCGCUCAAUAAAUGAUUGAUUGAUUGAUUAAAAUGCUAAGCACAAAGUCGGACCAAAUUAGCUGCGUUUCUUGUUCUAUAUUUGUAUCCAGUGCUUUCAAGUUAGAGCUAUUUUAUCGCACUACGUUGCUUUUUACCUGAGGUUUCCUCAUUUGUGAAUAAAGCUAAUAUAUUUGGAUAAAAGAAAAUCUAUAGACGUUACCAAGUUUUUUUCACUUUGAAUACCUAGUGUCAAUUAUUAACCUGAUAAAUGCAGUAAAAUAUGAUUACAUUUCUGAUCCAUGUACUUCCCAAGUGCUUAGUACAGUGCUCUGCACACAGUAAGUGCUCAAUAAAUAUUGAAUGAAUGAA